Messenger RNA from Exophiala dermatitidis NIH/UT8656, 1722 nucleotides. RefSeq names its product U2 small nuclear ribonucleoprotein B''. The transcript is spliced from 2 exons. Gene Ontology annotation, cellular component: U1 snRNP. NCBI's taxonomy places the organism in Eukaryota, Fungi, Ascomycota, Eurotiomycetes, Chaetothyriales, Herpotrichiellaceae. Gene Ontology annotation, biological process: mRNA splicing, via spliceosome. Gene Ontology annotation, molecular function: U1 snRNA binding. The record is from RefSeq and is a predicted model, not a curated record. The coding region runs from base 711 to 1481 and encodes 256 amino acids.
AGUGGGUGGUAUGACAUGACUGUAUACCUGAUCCCCAGCGUAGCAAAACACCACGAACAGGAAUAGGAAGAUGUGCGGCAGAGUGGAAGCUGAUACCAACCUCUGCCAACCUCACGGACGUGGCAAUAAUAAAAUAACAUUGCUUGUGAGUGGUCCCAAGCUUUUUGACUGCAUCUGGUUCGUGGUUAAGCUUCAAAACACCGGCGCCAGCGACGAACAGAUUCGGAGUCGUUUGAUCGGCUGGUCUGCAGGAUACAAUGCAUAAACAACGGGCAGCAAAUAAUCAUUCUCCAAUGUCCUCAUUUGACUUCAGGCAUCUCUGGCUGGAAGGAGUGCUGGAUAUGAAGAGGUUGGAGUGGCUGUUCAGGCAACCAGGGAAGCGAAUUUGAGGUGGUGAGGAGCCUUUCCGGAUCGACUCUCGUGCCGUAAUUUCAGCGUGAGCAUGUUUCACGGCAGAGUGGCACUGACACGUGAUGAUCUGGAAGGCUCACGAUCACGUGGUGUAUUCAUCCUCUUGUGCUGAUAUAAGCAAUCACGUGCCUAGCGCGGGCCAUACUCUCGCUGGCCACUUCCAGCGUAUAGUGCGCGAGUCUGGAAUCUUGAUACCGCUUACAAGGAAUCGCCGAAACGCAUCUUAUCGUGCAUUGGCAGGUCGGUGGUAGGGUAGACGUUGUCAAUCUCCUCCAGCUUGUUGUAUCAUAACCUUCGCCAUGAGCACAACGACUACAACGACGACGCAAAACCCUCCGAGCUCAACGGUCUACGUGAAGAACCUCGAGGAGCGCAUAAAGAUCGACCAACUUAAGGAAGCUCUGACUGAAAUCUUCUCCGAAUAUGGCAAUAUCAUCGACCUUGUCGCAAAGAAAAACCUCAAGGCGAAAGGACAAGCCUUUGUGGUGUUCGACUCGGCUGAAAGUGCGGCCAAGGCGAUCGAAGAAGUGAAUGGGUUCGAACUGUUCGACAAGCCGAUGCAAUUGGACUUUGCGCGCACGCGGUCGGAUGCCACGGUGCUCAAAGAGGAAGGCGAGCAGGGUCUGGAAAAGUGGAAGCGAUCACGCCUAGCAGAAAAGGAACGGAAACAAGCGCAGGAGGCGACACAGCAGAAACUCAAGAGGCCGGCGCAGGCCGCUGGCGCUCAAGAAGGUGCUGGCUUGGCCGGGCGGCCAGCAAAGACGGCCAAGGGUGCCGGUCUCAAACCUUCAGGCACGAAUGCCGCUGCAAUCAUCCCCGACGAAUAUCUUCCACCCAACAAGAUCUUGUUUAUCAGAGAUUUACCGGACAGCUACGAUGCCGAUGGUCUGUCGAGGAUAUUCAGCCGGUUUGAAGGAUUUAAAGAAGUCCGUAUGGUGCCUGGGCGCAAAGGAAUCGCAUUCGUCGAGUACGAGUCCGAGGCCGGUGCGAUUAGUGCCAAAGAAGCCACCGCUGGCAUGCAGCUUGGUGAUGAGGGCAAAGGGAUUAGGGUCACUUAUCAACGAGCAUGAUGUUUUCAACUUGUUCUUUUGGAAGAUGAUCAUGCCACGAACUUGAAGAGGAUGGAAAAAGUAAGGUUAUUUCAUUGGAGGGUAGUGGCUGAAUCACCAUACACUUGAUACCCAUGCAUGGUUAGGGGGUUUCCGGCGUUGCAAGGCUGCUGUGACAGUGUUAAAAUAUGACAUCCUCGUCCUCAUUUUCACCCAGGACGUCUUUCGACUCCACCUCCUUCUCAUUUUCAUUCUCGCUGAC